Lycium barbarum (goji berry) is the source of this 1122-nucleotide messenger RNA. RefSeq lists its product as uncharacterized. The record is from RefSeq and is a predicted model, not a curated record. Lineage: Eukaryota; Viridiplantae; Streptophyta; Magnoliopsida; Solanales; Solanaceae. The coding region runs from base 1 to 1122 and encodes 373 amino acids. The transcript has a single exon.
AUGGGGAAAAUUGUAAGCUCUCACUCAACCUCUAUUAAACAAUUAGAAUCCCAACAUAGCCAAAUCUCGGCUACCCUAAACCAAAGGAAAAAAGGUACACUCCCUAAUGACACGGUUGCAAACCCGAGGAAUGAUGGAGAACAUGCUUGCAAAACAAUAACUACUAGGAGCAGUAAGGUACUUGGGGAAGAUAAGUUGGUGAAAGAAUAUAAGGUGGUUGAGGAUGAGACACCUAUUGUUGAACCCAUGGUUGUUGAAGAAAAUUGUGUUCCCUUAAACAAAAGGGCUAGCAUUGAAAAGCCUAUUGUUAUUGAAAAGGUGCCCACAAAUGCAAAAAUUUCGAAAGUGCUACUAUCCAUACCAAAACCUCCCCCGCCAUUCCCUCAAAGAUUGACAAAGAAAGUGGAUGAUGGAAAAUUUAUCAAGUUCGUCAAAAAAUUGAAGCAACUUUCAAUUAAUAUCCUAUUGCUAGAAGCACUUGAGCAUAUGUCGCGUUAUGCUAAAUUCAUGAAAAAUCUUGUUACCAAGAGGUGGCAAGAUAGCUUUGAAACGGUGGAUGUGACACAUCAUUGUAGCUCUAUUACUAAGGUUUUGGUACAAAAGAAGGAAGAUCCAGGGGCUUUUACCAUUCCAUGCACUAUUGGGGUCUCUAAAUUUGCUAAGGCUUUAUGUGACAUUGGUGCAAGCAUCAAUUUGAUACCGCUUGUAAUAUUUAACAAGUUAGGGUUGGGCACUCCUCAACCCACAACAAUGCGGCUACUAAAGGCGGAUCGGACCAUAAAGAGGUUGGUGGGAAUCCUUUUUAAUGUGCUUAUAAGGGUGGACCGAUUCAUAUUUUCGGUCGAUUUUGUGAUCUUAGAUUGCGAGGUUGACUUUGAAGUUUCUAUAAUCUUAGAAAGACCAUUCCUAGACACAAGGUGGGAUCUUGUUGAUGUUGAAAGGGGAGACCUCAAAAUUCGGAUGAACGAUGAGGAGGUCACAUUUCAUAUUUGUAAGUCAAUGAAACAACCGGGGGUUCUAAGUGUUGUGUCGGUUAUUGACACUAUUAAUGAGGCCAUGGAGACCACCGUUGCUUAUGAGUAUGUUGGUGAAGUAGUGGCGGAAAUUUUAAUUAAAUUCUAA